Messenger RNA from Prunus mume (Japanese apricot), 1965 nucleotides. RefSeq names its product ACT domain repeat 7 (gene ACR7). Lineage: Eukaryota; Viridiplantae; Streptophyta; Magnoliopsida; Rosales; Rosaceae. The record is from RefSeq and is a predicted model, not a curated record.
GCCAUGCGAGGAGUAGUAACUAACUAGUACCCGCCCUCGCUCUUUGCGUAAGGGCGUGGUUAGGAAAAUAAUAAAAAAAUAAAAGAAUAAAAUAUUAAUUUAUAUGGGUAGAGAAUAAAAUAUGAUUUAUAGAAAGUAAAUUUGGAAAUAAAUAUAUAUGACCUCCAAAGAAGGCAAGACGCAGAGUGUUAAGAACAAGGCGUGCUUUGCGCUUGGAAACAGAGAGCUCAAGAGAGAGAGAGAGAGAGAGAAUAGUGACUCAUUUCCUUCUAGUUUAUAGAGAGAGAGAGAGAGGAAGAGAAGGUUGGUGCUUGUGUGAGGUUUGUUCAUGGCGAUUUAGCCGAAGGUCUGAGAGAGCAAGAGUCUGAAGGCAUAAGGCAUUGAGCUUUGUUUGAUACGGCGGCAAAGUUUUUGGUUCUUCUGUUUCUUCGAUUCUGUCGUCGCUAACACACACACAGAGAGUUUGUGAGACUGUUUAAAGGCCAAGCAACAGCUUCGUCUUCAUUCCUUGGCUUCAUUUUUACCUCAAAGUCCUCUGUUUUCUCUGAAACAAAUUUAGAGCCAUGGAGUGGACUGCUUGUCUCGACGAAUAUGAGAAACUCGUCUUCCGUAUGAACACUCCCAGGGUCGUGAUCGAUAAUGCCGUCUGCUCCACUGCGACUUUAGUCAAGGUCGACAGUGCUAGAAGGCAUGGGAUUCUUCUCGAGGCUGUUCAGGUCCUCACGGAUCUUAACCUCACCAUUAAAAAAGCGUACAUUUCUUCUGAUGGACGGUGGUUCAUGGAUGUCUUUCAUGUCACUGAUCAAAACGGGGAUAAAUUAACGGAUGAGAGCGUCAUUCAUUACAUUGAACAGUCACUUGGAACAAUUCACUUUGGGACAUCCAACUGCAGCAACGGUUUAACAGCACUUGAGCUCACCGGAACAGACCGGCUUGGCCUUCUCUCCGAGGUCUUUGCAGUGCUAGCUGACCUGCAAUGCAAUGUGGUUGAGUCCAAGGUGUGGACGCACAAUGGCCGGAUCGCCUCCCUAAUUUACGUUAAGGACUGUGAUUCUGGUUGCCCAAUUGAAGACUCACAGAAAAUUGACAGAAUUGAAGCGCGGUUAAGGAAUGUUCUCAAGGGAGACAACGAUAUUCGGAGCGCGAAAACCUCUGUUUCCAUGGCAGUUACGCACACCGAAAGAAGGCUGCAUCAAAUGAUGUUUGCAGAUCGUGAUUAUGAUAGGAAGCCCAUUUUGCAGCACAGCACCGACUCACCGGUGAUCACGGUGCAGAAUUGGGCUGAAAGGGGUUAUUCGAUAGUAAAUAUUCAGUGCAAGGAUAGAGCAAAGCUUUUGUUUGAUGUUGUUUGCACGUUGACAGACAUGGACUAUGUGGUAUUUCACGCCACUGUUAAAACAGCAGGGGAUAGAGGACACAUGGAAUUUUACAUUAGGCACACUGAUGGAACCCCAAUUAGUUCUGAACCCGAACGACAGCGCGUAAUCCAAUGCUUACAAGCUGCCAUUCAAAGAAGAGCUUCUGAGGGUGUGAGGCUAGAACUAUGCACUGAGGAUAGACCAGGUCUUCUAGCAUAUGUUACAAGAACGUUCCGAGAGAACGGUCUAAACGUGACAAGGGCCGAGAUUUCCACAACAAAGGCCAAUGCCCUGAACGUUUUCUAUGUGACUGAUGCAAUUGGAAACCCUGCAGAUCCCAACACCAUUGAAUCAGUGAGGCAAAAAAUAGGGUUGAGUGACUUAAAAGUGAAGGAACUGCCAUUGAUUUAUCAUGCAAAGGGGGAAAGGGAGGAGCAAGCAGUCGGUGUUGGUGGGGCAGUCUUGUUAUCACUUGGGAGCCUAGUGAGAAGGAAUCUGUACAAUUUGGGUCUCAUCAGAUCCCACUCUUGAGGAAGUUUCCAUUUGGUUUGUAGGAAGUUUUUAUCAUUCACUGUGCUGGCUGGCAUAUGAUAUGAUUCUUUGCUUG